Drosophila kikkawai is the source of this 994-nucleotide messenger RNA. It is a transcript of the gene Unc50, whose product is annotated as Unc50 RNA binding protein. Lineage: Eukaryota; Metazoa; Arthropoda; Insecta; Diptera; Drosophilidae. The record is from RefSeq and is a predicted model, not a curated record. Gene Ontology annotation, cellular component: Golgi membrane.
GGUAUUUCGUGGCGCUUUGGGCGCAGCUCUAUUGCUGAAGAAAACAUACAAUUUAGGUUUUUAAAUCAAAACAAAAUGAGUCAAUAUAGCCACGUUAAGUAUACGCAAUCGCCAACGCCGUCGGUGGUGUCCGGCUACUCGAGCGCCUCGCGACUCCACUCGCCGCUGCCGCCGCCGGCGAACCAUCGGAGGGACUGCCUCUCGGCGACCACAAAGAGCUACAAAUAUCUGCGACGUCUGCUCAAAUUCAAUCAGAUGGACUUCGAGUUUGCCCUGUGGCAGAUGCUCUACCUGUUUAUAGCGCCCCAAAAGGUGUACCGGAACUUUAAUUACCGGAAACAAACCAAGUCACAGUUCGCCCGCGAUGAUCCAGCUUUUCUAGUGCUCCUAGUGGUCUGCCUAUGUGUCACUUCUUUGGGCUUUGCGUAUGUCCUGGGCCUCUCCUUCUGGCAGAGCAUCUCCUUCAUCUUCUACGUGGUGUUCGUGGACUGCAUCUUUGUGGGCAUCAUCAUAGCCUCGUUCUUCUGGGCGGUAACGAAUCGGUAUCUGCGGACAAAUAGUCUGGAGCCGGACAUCGAGUGGGGCUACGCCUUCGAUGUGCACUUGAAUGCCUUCUUUCCGCCACUGAUGCUGCUGCACUUCAUCCAGCUGUUCUUCUACAAUUGGCUGAUAAGCCAAACGUGGUUCAUCUCACGCUUCCUGGGCAACACCUUCUGGCUGCUGGCCAUGGGCUACUAUGUGUACAUCACCUUCUUGGGCUACAAUUGCAUUCCCCAUCUGAAGAACACUCGCAUUAUACUCAUCGCCCUGCCCAUCAUCUUCCUUUUGUAUCUGGUCGUCACCAUAAUCGGCUGGAAUGCCACGAUAUCCUUUGUCAACUUUUACAAGUAUCGCGUUUAUUAAUCGUGUGAUGUGUGCAUUGUAAAUUAUUCUGCGUUUAGCUGCUAAGCACUACACUACAAUUAUGACUAAUAAACUAAUUAAUUUAACAUUA